Malaclemys terrapin pileata is the source of this 2889-nucleotide messenger RNA. It is a transcript of the gene SMIM3, whose product is annotated as small integral membrane protein 3. The record is from RefSeq and is a predicted model, not a curated record. Bases 348 to 533 code for a protein of 61 amino acids. NCBI's taxonomy places the organism in Eukaryota, Metazoa, Chordata, Testudines, Emydidae. The transcript is spliced from 3 exons.
GUCUGAGUCUCUCUCUUCUUCUUCCCAAGGAGUCCCCUAGUCGCCGAGCUCCCAGGACGCCAGCAGGGGUCUGUUUUUGACUCAGCCCCCACUGCAUUUCUGGGUGGGCCGGGGCACAGAGCAGGUCGUCUUUGCUGAGCGAAGCCCCCACUAUGCUGGAAGAGUAGCUUUUAACGUCAGUUGAAACGUGCCAGCGAAUUCUUGCCCUGAAACACGCCUGAACCUGCUGAUGACCUAAGGAGGCCUCUCCCCUGCCACAUGGAAGCGCAUGGACCUGCAUCACUCGCAUGCCAACUUCAACCACUCCUCCCUUCCAGCCACAUCCUUCAUAGACAGAGAGGAGGAGGAUGGAAGUCAUGAGCAGCCCAAAUCCCACCAUGUCUGCCAUCCCCAAGCACAUCCUGGACAUCUGGGUCAUCGUGCUGAUCAUCCUGGCCACCAUCCUGGUCAUGACGUCCAUGGUGCUGUGCCCGGCCACGGCUGUCAUCAUCUACAGGGUGCGGACUCACCCCAUACACAACGGGGUCGUGUGAGAACAGAGCCCGGGGCCGGCUGGCUGCCCUCAGGCCACGCUGGAGAAAAGACAGUGGGCGAAGCAUGCAGCUCCCUGAGCUGACUCCAUAUGGGGCAGCAGCAUGGAGGGGUGGGGACCAAAGUGCCAGCCAGGACAUGGCAGGAAGCACAGGCUGAUACUCCUGGGACCAGAACUCCCUGUGCGUCACCCAAAUGCACCCAAGGGAGCUGGGUUAGUCACCCACUCCGACUGGUGACAAAGCUUUCUCUGGAGUGAGUCCCGCUCGGUGGGUGCAGCGGCCCAGAAUGCCCCUGUCUGGGCUUCACCUCAUGCGCUCCAAUCAAAAUGGCCCCCUCGUAUUUACCCGGCGAGCUACUCGGAAAUGACAGGGAAGCAGGCCAGGCGCCGCAAAGGAAAUGUUCAACUUCUGAGAGCAAAGCUGUCGAAAUGGUUUCCAGAUGCGGUCGCUUUGGACGUUGAGCGACUCGCGCCGGGCCGCUCUCCCUCGCUGCGAGGGCAGGGGCUGGUGACCUCUGGUGCCUCACAGCUGGGAUCUCCCGUCUGCAUGCCCCAAGCUCCCCCAGGCACUGGAGAAGAACAAGGAAGGGAAGUGGGGUUCAGUGAAAGUAAUUUAUUUGGCAUGGGGGGAGGGGAUCCAUGUAAGGUGGCAAAAACGGGGGUGCAUUUGGCUUCUGGGUUUGCAAGGCCAUGGGACAGUGAAGGGGCCAAUCGCAGCCGUGUCAGUCUUGCUUGUUGCAGGCAUAUGGUGUAAUUGUACCAGAAAUGUACUAGGCGUGCUUUCAGGGGAAAGCCCUUUGGCUAACAGCUCUUGAGAGUGACACAGCAUCAUCCCCAAGCAGCCAGUCACCCCUUUUCUGGGCUUGUCACCUUGUUUUGGUUUCUUAAUGUCUUUGUAAUGAAAGGGCUAGAUUGGUGCCCGCUGAACGGGUCCAGCCGGAAUCAGUCCCAGGUUGCAAUAUGCCUCCACCCUGCUCUGGAGAGGCCCCUAUUCCAGGGCUCGGGGCCUGUUCAGUCUGGGUGGUCCGUUCAGCCUUUGACCUCUCUCCAGAGAUUGCCAACAUGGAGUCCGUUACUAUGGUGCUCUGUGUGAGAGGGACACCCGGCCGCUGGGAGCUGGGCUCAUGGUACACAGACUCUCCCCAGCUGCCAGAGCGUAAAUCCGUGCUGGAUGCGAACCAGUGCUGAAGACCCCCCCCCCAUGUCCUUAACAAGCACAAGCCCCGUAGUUCUCCUGCAGCCCCUCUGCUCUUCCUUGCCCAAAGAUGGGGAGGAAAUGGUUAACGAAACAGGAGAAUGCAAAUUCCAAGCCAGCGCACAGAGAGAAAGUGCAGUUGUAGGGAUAUUAAAGAAGGUACUAACAGUGAUUCCCCCAAGUGACAGUGACCCCCCUCAUAAUUUGUCCCCCACACUUUACAAUCCAACAGUUUCACCAAGUACAAAAAUCUCUUGGGUCUUCUGUUAAAACUUGUAAGCUACUGUCUGUAGAAACCAUUGAUUGUAUCUAUCCUGUGAAAGAUACUUUCUUACUAUGUAAAAUUUACAAACAAGUUAAUUGACUUUGUUCUUGAAGUUAUUGAUACAAUGUAAACAAACACUAUACGCCCGUUAAGUGACUUUCACUUCAUUCAACGGCUCCUAGGACAGACCCCCCCACCCUGAAGGGCCGGGAGUCUCAAACGAAUUAGCACACACCCUGAAAGUGGUGGAGACAGUAAAUUAAAAUAUGGUUAAGAUAUGGAAUGUAAGCUGAUGAAUGCUUGAUAUACAUGAAUGGUUAGGGAGGUGCCAGCCUAGAAAGGGAGUAUCCAUUGGCCGAAGAAUGUGUCAAGUGGAUGACCAGAAAACCCCUGGAGGGUAAACUGGGAUCCACCCCAGCACCUGGAAGGAUGAGAAACACAAACUUUGGACAGUUUGGAACCACCAGAAAUGUGCCCAGGAAUGUGCCAUCUGCUGAUUGAGUCAGCAACAGCAGGAUGAAACCGCUCCCAUAGACUAACACAGGAAUUAAUUCCUAUAAGAAUGGACUCUCAAGACUGAUGACUUUGAGUCUCUGGUUCUGCUGCCAACCUCCAGGAGCAUCAGGUGCAUCUGACACAGACUCGGCUGCAUCCUCAUGACCAAGCUACCUGGCCAGUAACUUGGCAUGAGCAGCUUCUAGGCUGGUAACUAUAACACCUAUACAGAACUUGAAUGAAUGAUUGUGUGAAUGAAUCUCUCUCUAUAUAUAUAUGUGUGUGUGUGUGUAUAAGGAAUAAGUAGUGAUAGGAAUAAGUAGUCAAACAACGUUGUUUACUUUUAUCUUUUGCUUUAUCAUUAUAUUUACAAUAAAUGUGGCAUCUUUGCCUUAUCCCUCU